Molecule: messenger RNA, 366 nt
Organism: Opisthocomus hoazin
Lineage: Eukaryota; Metazoa; Chordata; Aves; Opisthocomiformes; Opisthocomidae
Source: RefSeq, a predicted model, not a curated record
AUGAUGCAAAUGUUGAAGAAACGCCUCGUGAAGCUCGUUGUCAACUUUCUCUUCUACUUCCGGACAGACGAAGCAGAGCCCAUCGGAGCUCUGCUGCUGGAGCACUGCCGGAUCACCAAAGAGCAGGAGAACGUCUUCUCAAUCAGUUUCAUUGAGGAGCCGGAGAGGAAAUACUGCUUCGAAUGUGACAGUGAAGAGCAGUGUCAGGAGUGGAUUGAGGCACUCAAGCGAGCCAGCUACGAGUUCAUGAGGAGGAGCUUGAUUUUCUACCGGAAUGAGAUCCAGAAGAUGACGGGGAAGGACCCCCUGGAGCAGUACGGGAUCUCCGAGGAAGCUCGCUUCCAGCUGGGAACACGCAAACAAUAA